Molecule: messenger RNA, 1828 nt
Organism: Manis javanica (Malayan pangolin)
Lineage: Eukaryota; Metazoa; Chordata; Mammalia; Pholidota; Manidae
Source: RefSeq, a predicted model, not a curated record
CACCUCCAUUCCCCUAACAACGGCGGUCACCGGGGAGCGGUCGCGAUGUUGGGCUACAUGGACGUGUCCACUGCCCCGCAGCAUAUUCCCCCGGAAAUGCCCCAGUACGGGGAGGAGAACCACAUCUUCAAGAUGAUGCAGAACAUGCUGGAGCAACUCCUGAUCCACCAGCCCUCCGACCCCAUCCAGUUCAUGAUCAAUCACUUGCAACUAGACAACGAUGACGUGCCACGGAUUAUAAUAUUUGGUCCACCGGCCUCGGGGAAAACAACUAUAGCAAUGUGGCUUUGCAAACAUCUCAACAGCAAUCUUCUCAGCCUGGAGAACUUGAUGGCAAAUGAAGUUUCCUCUUUGGCUGCAGGUGCUAGGUGGCACUAUCAGAAAACUAAGGGCUGGAUUCUGGAUGGCAUCCCUGAGACUCGGGAGCAGGCUCUGAUGGUCCAGACUCUUGGGGUCACCCCAAGACACGUCGUUGUGCUGAAUGCUCCAGACACCGUCUUGAUCGAGAGAAACUUGGGGAAGAGAGUCGACCCUCAAACCGGAGAGAUUUAUCACACCACCUUUGACUGGCCCCCCGAGUCUGAAGUCCAGGACCGGCUGGUGGUGCCGGCAGGCAUCUCGGCGCUGGAGACGGCCCAGAAGCUGCUGGAGCAUCACAGGAACAUCGCCAGGAUCCUCCCCUCUUACCGCAAAGUCCUGAAAGUCAUCAGCGCCGACCAGCCAUGUGUGGACGUCUUCUACCAGGCUCUGACCUAUGUCCAGACCAGCCAUCGAUCUAAUGCCCCAUUCACCCCUCGGGUGCUGCUUUGCGGGCCCAUGGGCAGUGGGAAAAGUCUGCAAGCCGCCCUCCUGGCCCAGAAAUAUGGCCUCAUCAACGUCUGCUGCGGGCAGCUGCUGAAGGAGGCUGUGGCGGACAAGUCGAGCCUCGGUGGGCUCAUCCAGCCCUUUUUUGAAAAGGGGGUUGCAGUCCCUGACAGCAUCAUCGUGAAGGUGCUGAGCCAUCGCCUGAGCCAGCAGGACUGCGUUCAGAAAGGGUGGGUGCUGCAUGGCUUCCCGAGAGACCUGGACCAGGCACACAUGCUGCACAGCCUGGGCCCCAAGCCCAACAGGGUGUUUUUCCUGAAUGUGCCAUUCGAUUCUGUCAUCGAGCGGCUGACCCUGAGAAGAACUGAUCCUGUCACUGGAGAAAGGUACCACCUCAUGUACAAGCCACCUCCGACCAUGGAAAUCCAGGCCCGCCUCCUUCAGAACCCAAAGGACGCUGAAGAGCAGGUCAAGCUCAAAAUGGAUCUGUUCUACCAGAAUUCUGCUGAACUGGAGGAGUUCUACGGACAGGCCGUCACCCUCAAUGGGGACCAGGACCCGUACACGGUCUUCGAAUACAUAGAAAGUGGGAUCAUUAAUCCCCUGCCCAAGAAAGUUCCCUGAUGGGCCCAGAGCAAGGAGCACCCCCGGGGAGACAAAGGCCACCCCCACUCCACCUUCUGGAGCCUUAGCCAAACCAAUAAAGCGUGCUGGGUUCAGUCUUGCGUGUCCUGAGGUAAGGUGGCCUUGUUUGGGGGUCUGGGAACACAGGGCAGGCAAAGCCCAGGCGGCAGUGACGUAGAGCAGGGCCGGCCGCAUCGGCACCAAGGCUGCAAGCGCCCUCAGAGCCCUCAGGACCUCUGUCUUUUCUCACAAGCAGACAGAGUAACCACAGCCCCUGCCUCAGGGAUCGUUGUGGAAUGAAAUGAGGAGAUGCAGGUAAAGCUGUUAGCACAGUGCCUGGUACACAGUAGGUUCUCAGUAAAUGUAGUUUUAAAAAGAGCCAUGCUCUACCUACCACUUC